Heterobilharzia americana is the source of this 288-nucleotide messenger RNA. Lineage: Eukaryota; Metazoa; Platyhelminthes; Trematoda; Strigeidida; Schistosomatidae. The record is from the annotation of a GenBank genome assembly.
AUGAACGAAUGUUACAGAUAUAAAGAGGUCAACCAAGAAAUUCAAACUGUAUCUCAACACUACAAUUACAACAAUUCUGUUUGUUUGGCUUUUGAAUUGUAUUUUGUUUUACGCAAUCCAACUUGCAAUGUUUCGAAUGCAAUUUGUCUUUCCGCUGAUCAUUGUUUUUCGACAAUUACAUUAUCAAGGUUUGUUGAUCACCUGUUAGUUUUUGUGUUAUGUGAAAUUCUGAAUGGAGAACUGAGGAUAUAUGGUCGUGUUUGCAAAAUUGUUUGUCUGUUUGUUUAA